UUUCGUUAAAAACAAAGCAAGAACGUGCGCUCGAUUUCAUAACUUUUACAACAUCUCAUGCAAACUGGRACUUAACUGAAAUAACCACCUAAACAGCUGAUACUGACCAAAAGUUUUAAUCAUAUUUACAACAAUUUGAUGCAUAUAAAAGAAAAGAAACUUUGCUACGAAAACGAGUUCGAGAACUAGAGGAUAAAACAGUGUACCAUGUCGAGUUUACAGWGUGAUGAAGUCACAAUAAACACAAAGCAAAAUGAUAAACAGCGAAUGAGAUGUUUGAAGCAAGAUGUCAUUCUACUGGCGGUUGCAAUCCUGAUAUUUGCUGGUAUCGUUGUAAUGGGUCUGUUUUCUACCCUACCCUCCUUAGGAGCUCCGGCUCUUCCAGCUUUUAACGAUCCCUUGAAGGGCUUUGAACCAAGAGGAACAUAUCUCAGCAACCGAAUAUACACCAAUGGCCUUUUGGACAAAUACAUCAGUACAAACCAGCUUGUAUCAGCURAACCAAACACUAACGUUACAAGCUCUUCAAGGAAACGCCGAGUAACAACCAGCAAUGCGCAGUGUCAAGACACCUACUACGGUAGAAUCGCUUAUGCAUCUAAAUCAUCAGARAACCUACUAACCGYUGACAACUUGAAGUCCAUGUGUUAUUUAGAAAACAAGAUAAUGAAGUCCAGUCCAUCGAAAUUUGAUAGGGACUACCAAGGAGGUUGUCCCAACUGUUGCCCUAGCUUCUCCUUAGGUGGAGUUGUUGCUCAGUUUUCCAAUAAAAGUAAUUGUGAAAACAUUACCGACAACGAUGUUAAGAAAACAAUGGAAAUUCUUGCAAAUUGUUCAGUUUAUCUUGUAAAAGGAUUAUUAAGAGAAUCCUGCGACUGCAACAACUUGACCUCCARCAGCGUYUCGCAAGGYUGUCCUUCUGUUCCUUGCAUUUGCAGCUGGAAGAAGGUUGYGUUCAACACUUUCCAUAAAUUGGUUGACAGUGAAUUCUUGAAGACUCCAAGUCAGACUAAGUUGAAGUAUUCAGCUACACUUACGCCUACUACAUGGACCAGCAACGACCUUUACAAGAACAUCUAUGACAGYCAUUUCAAGCAAAACUUCCCCGAGUAUAAAGAUGUGAAGGUAGUUGGUUUUGACUUUGGCAGAUUUAGAUUUGAACUUUUUAGUACUGUUGUGGUUGAGAAUGCGAAAUUCCCUUUCAUUGCGAUGGCAUUUGUGUUAUUGUUUAUGUGGUUUUUCCUCAAGUCUUUUAUAUUAUCUCUGCUAUCAAUGUUGACUAUCAUUUUCGCACUUGUGCUGUCGUACUUCCUUUAUUCCGUUGCAUUUGGCAUUAAGUUUUUUCCGUUUUUGAACUUAUUAACACUUGUCUUCAUCGUGGGAAUUGGUGCAGACGACGCCUUUGUGUACUAUGACAUCUUUAGACAGACAAAAACUGCAAACCCAAAUGACAACUUGUUAACUUUGACAAUCAAAACUCKUAAAGAUGCGGCUCUUUCCAUGUUUGUUACAAGUUUCACAACCUCAGCAGCUUUUUUUGCCAAUGUCACAUCCCAUAUCAGCUCCAUUAAGACAUUCGGGAUCUUUGCUGGAUUAUCAAUUUUAACCAAUUAUUUGCUGAUGAUAACAUGGUUUCCAAUUAUUGUAAUACUCCACGAGCGAUGGGUUCGGAAGAACAAAGUCGAUCAAAUUGUAAAGUCUCCCAAGCAAGACAAAGUCGCUCCAGAAAAGAUGGAAAUUGUUGAUCGUAAUGGAAGUGCAUCGAAAAAAGGAACCGAAACUCCCAAGCGAAGCMUSUGCUGUCUCAUCUGUUGGGCAAUUGACUUUCCGUGUCACUUUUGCGCCCSAAACAAAAGUUUUCUCUCAAAAGUUAGUCAAAAGGUCUUCAAUACAUGGCUGCCAAAUGCAAUUCUUAAGAAACGGCUGUAUUUCUUGUGGAUUUUUCUGGCUAUCGGUUUAUCUGUUGGCUUUGCUUGUGUAUGCCUCGUGUCUCCAGGWCUUCAAUUGCCCUCAACCAAUGACUUUCAAGUAUUUUCAUCCAGGAGUUUAAUAGAACAAUAUAAUCUUCACAUAAAGAAGAAUUUCCGCUACGCCACUCAAGAGGCAGGAAACAUGAAAGUCGAACUGAUAUGGGGCAUUAAACCAACUGAUAACGGYAAUUAUUUGGAUCCCGACAACAAAGGAACUUUGGAAUAUGACGGCUUAUUUGAUCCCGAUUUUACGACUCAAGCUUCUCAGAAGUGGCUAUCGUCUUUUUGUAAAAGUUUAGAAAGUCAGGCGUUUUUCGCUGGUGAUGUAACUUCAUGGAGAGGAGGCUCACUAUGCAGCAUAGAGACAAUCAAUCGCAGAUGCAGUUCUCAGUCGAACAAACCCUCUUGUUGUAAGGCUAACACAACCUUUCCAUUUCCCAAAGAAGUGAUUGAUGGUUGCAUGACAGCCUUGGAUUUGUACGAACCUGUUACAUACUAUGAAAGRUCRAACAGCUWUAAGCCUAGGGUCUUGAGGAUGUAUUUCUAUUCYAACGUUUUCUGGACUGCUAAGUAYAACCCCAUGGACACCUUUUGGAAUCAAGUCGACACUUGGUCCAAGAAGCACUUCUCGGAAGCUCCAUCUCCUUUCAAGACUGGGUGGGCCGUUUCCAGUCCGCUUUAUCGAAUGUACAGUGUACAAUGGAGUCUCCAGAAGGGUACAGUCUCAUCACUGGGAAUUGCAAUUGGAAUUGCAUUUGGUGUUAUGCUGCUGACCACAUUGAAUGUCUUCAUCAGUCUCUAUGCUAUCAUCACUAUCAUAGGCAUCAUUGCCAUGACGGUCGGAUGUCUGGUGUUGWUAGGAUGGGAGCUUAGUGUUUUGGAGUCUAUAGUGAUAUCCGUAGCUGUAGGUCUGUCUAUAGACUUCACAAUGCAUUAUGGGGUAGCCUAUCGGUUAUCAYCGGRCAAAGAGAAUAGGAAAGAGAGAGUUCGCUACUCGUUGAUCCAUAUCGGUUCUGCUAUUUUCAUGGCAGCAUUUACUACGUUCAUAACAGGGCUUAUCAUGAUGCCAGCUGAAGUYCUUGUGUACAUCCAAUUGGGACAGUUCCUGAUGCUUGUAAUGGUGUACAGCUGGCUGUUUGCGACCUUCGGAUUCCUUUCUUUGAGUGCUUUUAUUGGCCCAGUCAGAAAUUUCGGACAGCUUAGCCUUACAAACAUUUGCUGUUGCAAACAACGAAAGAAGGGGGUAUCACCCACAGAGGACAACGAAAUGGAACAUUCCUACAUCAAUGAAAUAGACGAUGAUUUGGAUGAAAUGGAUGGAAAACCGAAUGGUGAUAACAAAGAAAAUAAAGAGGGGAGAAUUGCUCAACGUAAACGUUUCCAGAAAGAAAUCUUCUGGUAAUUGAAUAAAGUCAAAAGACCAAGAGAUUAAGAACCACUAGGUGAAACCAAGUAAUCUUGCAAAGCAUUCUGGUAGUCACGGAAAUGACGUCRUCGUGCACUGGCGACACAUUUUCAACAUUUCAAGAAAUUUCUCAAUUUUAUUGUAUUAUAUUUUAAUAAAUGAAUUUAUACGAUAUUUACAGAUGUAUAUUAAAAUAAUACGAAGAUGUAUUAGUGAUGUUUACGACGAUGUUUACCAUAUAGUAGACUUCGCUUUAACUCAGUUUUUUUUUAACUCAGUUGUCGAGAGACUCUGUGGCAGCCGGUAAAGACGUUUCUGUCAUUGUCAUAAAACUAUUCUACAUACACACAACCAAACAAUUACUGUUGUAAAUUCUAUUCAUAUUAAACUUCUUCAGUAAAUCCUCA
Molecule: messenger RNA, 3782 nt
Organism: Exaiptasia diaphana
Lineage: Eukaryota; Metazoa; Cnidaria; Anthozoa; Actiniaria; Aiptasiidae
Product: protein dispatched homolog 1
Exons: 7
Coding region: 208-3372 (1054 amino acids)
Cellular component (GO): membrane
Source: RefSeq, a predicted model, not a curated record